Molecule: messenger RNA, 490 nt
Organism: Phasianus colchicus (ring-necked pheasant)
Lineage: Eukaryota; Metazoa; Chordata; Aves; Galliformes; Phasianidae
Source: RefSeq, a predicted model, not a curated record
GGUUUUGUCUCGGAGGCCGCCGCGCGCUGCUGCCCCGCGCUGGGGGCUCCCGAAGCUUUGAGCGCUCCAUUACGGAGCGUGGCCGCAGCCUGGUCCGUGAGCUCCGGGUUAGGUCUGAGCUCCUGUCAGAGAGAGUGCUGGCAUCGAGCACAACGCCAGCGGGACUGGAGCUGAGGCUGCAGCCAUGGACCAGGUAAUGCAAUUCGUGGAACCCAGCCGUCAGUUUGUAAAAGACUCCAUACGACUGGUUAAAAGGUGCACUAAGCCUGACAGGAAAGAAUUCCAGAAGAUUGCAAUGGCAACAGCAAUAGGCUUUGCAAUAAUGGGAUUUAUUGGCUUCUUUGUCAAAUUGAUCCAUAUCCCAAUCAACAACAUUAUUGUAGGUGGCUGACUGCUCAUCAUGAAGAAUGACACAUUGUGACAUUUGUUGCAAAAAUUUCAUGAGUGUGUAACUUGUUUGCUAUUAAACAGUUUUGGGUUUGCAAACUCA